AUGCCUGCAUCGUUGCAGACGUUUAGCGAGGGGCUGAAGGCCAUCUCCAAUAUUCGUGAGAGCGAGGGGCUGAAGGCCAUCUCCAAUAUUCGUGAGAGCGAGGGGCUGAAGGCCAUCUCGAAGAUUCGUGAUAGCGAGGGGCUGAAGGCCGUGGAUUGCAGUCGUGACUCACAGCCGCUGCAGCCGCAUGUCGUGAGCGCCAGAAGGAGACAAUCUAGGUCUAGCGUGGUCGUGUCGUAUUGUGACGAUGGAGACGAUAAGGAUGAGCUUGGCAUCAAGAUUGAAGAGAGUAACUCUGACGUGUGUCCACCAAGGAAAAAGAGAAAGAUCUCGGAUCGAGCAAAAGCCACAGCAGGAGGCAAUAACCCAGAUAAAGAGAUUGCCAUUGAUCGUGCUCUUCAUAACCUCCUGGAAAGAGACAUCAUCAGGGAGCGUGUGGAUGCGCUGGCCAAACGAAGGUGUGAUCCGUCGUCAGUAGCAACCGUGGAAGUCGUGGCUAGAAAGAUGCUUGGAGCGAGCGACGAUGAGGGAAAGGAUCAGAAGUCGUCAAUGUUGCCCCCUACUGUCGCAACUCUGAGAGCGUUCAAAUUACUUUUACUGAAACGCAAGAAACUGGUGAAGUCACGUGACAUGUUGCCUGGGGAGCAGAAACCCGGAGCAGUUAACGGCUGUGAAUCCCAGAUCGUCCACAUCCCCGGAACAGAGGGCACCACUGGUCGUCAGCCUUACAUGUUGAAGUUCCCAAAGGGCACCCUCAUACGUGACGUGUUGAAGACCAUUUCCCAUCCGAGCGAGGCGAAAUCAGGAACUAAAGCUACCUCCGGUACUGCUGCUGUGGUGCCGACCAGCACUCAGGCACUGCAAGCAGGAACAGCCAUGGCAUUGAUGGGGUCAUCACAGCCACAGCUGCUGUCAAUGCCAACCAAGUUACCAGUGCUCGACCCUCCAGGUGCUGUCAUGGUGGGGAUUUCUCCGACCACAGCUGUCAGCACGACGACGAGUGGAGUUGCUACGACAAUGAGUGUCGUUGCUAUGACAACGAGUGCUGUUGCUACGACAAUGAAUGCUGUUGCUUCAACAGCAAGUGGCGCUGUUACAACAAUGAGUGGUGCUACGACGAGCAGCGUUGCUACGACGACAAGUAGCGUUGCUACAACGACGAUUAGUUCCGCCACGACAACGAACGGCGUCGCUACAACAAAUACGUCAGACAGCCAGACGUCGGCGGCAGCACAUCCUCCAAACCUCGUGGUAACCUCCCUGGCGAAGCAGCCGUCAGCGACAACCUGCUACAGCCCUGCCGUCGGUCAAGCGGCCGCGGUGAGCGUCGGUAAGCAAUCGUUCGUCGUACAUCUCGCUCCGGGACAGUCGCUCAACCUGAAGGACAUCCGGAAGCAAGCGCUCGCCGAUGCCACCCAGAAGACAGCGCCGGCGCCACCUGUCGGUCGCCGACAAUCCGCGUCAGUGGGCGAAAAACAGGCGAGGUCGGGUCGUCCGGCCGCGGCGGCGAGCGAAACGCCGGCGAAAAGCUCCGGGAAGAAUCGAGGGCAGACGGAGUUGUUGGAGGUGGCGAGGCGGUCUGCAGCCUACCGGCUCGCGAAGAAUAGGUUUGUCUCGCUGUUCUACUGGCCCGCGCUGAUGUCGACGAUUGAGCCGCCGCAGAGUCCAGACGAAUCGGUGGCCGUUCCCGAGGAACUACUGAAGGAGCCCGGUGAAAGGUAUUCAACACAUAGUGUGACUUCCCUUCUUUAGCGCGAAUUUUUUACGUGUACCUUUACCUCGACG
Priapulus caudatus is the source of this 1785-nucleotide messenger RNA. Its product is annotated as serine-rich adhesin for platelets-like. The record is from RefSeq and is a predicted model, not a curated record. Bases 1 to 1752 code for a protein of 583 amino acids. The transcript has 9 exons. Lineage: Eukaryota; Metazoa; Priapulida; Priapulimorpha; Priapulimorphida; Priapulidae.